AAGUUUUCCCCACAGGCAGGGAACGUGGCAGCUAAGGUCAGGGGCCCGCCACAUCACAGCCCUAAAAAUAUCCUCCGCAUUUGAUGCCCGUCACAGAGUGGUUAUACAAUCUGUGCCCUGACUUGAGCCUGCCAGAAUUAAACCUUACCGUGUUCUGCCUCUGAGGACUGCUUCACAACAAGCUGCCAGAAUGAUGAAAACAAAAUUUUCAAGCAGGAAGACGAAGGACUUCAAUCUCCCGAUAAUAAAUCAUGUGUGAAAGCAAGCCACAGUGAGAAAAUGGCUUCUCACAAGUCAAAGACUGGCACCAAGAUAAAUGUUACAAAAGCAGCAGAAGAAUCCAGUCCAGUGGAUGAAUAUGUCACACCUGGGGGCUAUGAGCUGGAGAAAAUCCUCAACCGUGGGAGUGUGGCUUAUACUCAUGUCAAUGAGGUGUGGCCUAAUGUCUACAUCGGGGACGAGGAGACUGCAAAGGACAAGUAUAAACUGAAGAAGUUGGGGAUUACGCACAUCUUGAACGCAGCAGAGGGGACGUGGAACAACGUGGACACCGGAGCUGGUUACUACAGCGACAUGGACGUCGUCUACUAUGGCGUGGUGGCAGAAGAUGUCGCAACAUUUGACCUCAGCCAGUAUUUCUUCUCUGCUGCUCAGUUUAUUAAAGAAACACUGAGCAAUCCUCAGAAUAAACUGCUGGUGCACUGUGUGAUGGGAAGGAGUCGUUCCGCCACGCUUUUCCUCGCCUACCUCAUGAUCUGUGAGAACAUGACGGUGGUCGACGCCCUCGAACACGUGAAAAAAUGCAGGCGAAUCAUCCCCAACUGGGGCUUCCUGAAACAGCUAAGAGAGCUGGACAUGCACCUCCAGGAGAAAAGGGGAGAGUCUACAGAGCAGAGCUGUUGACUCCGGUCAAGCGUCAAGUCAAUGGGGACAAAUAAAAGGUCCUUCAAGACAAGUUUCAUAGUCAUUGCAUGUCUUAGUCAAGUACCAAAGCUCAAAUCAUUCAAGACAAGUCCAGUUUAGGUCUUAGGACCAAUGUGCGUAAUUUAAGACAACCCCAGGUCAAGUCAUAAGUAAUUUGGGAUAAGUUCAAGAUGAGUUCAAUCUCAAGUCAAGUCUCAGGUCUAUCACAGCAAGUCCUUGAAGAAAGUCCAAGUCUCAAGUAAUGUGAGACAAACCAGUCUCAAGUCAUUGUGGAUGAGUUAAAGCUAUGUCUUGAGUCUACAAGUCCAAAUGAGAUGAAUCCCAACCCAUUCAAUACAUGUCCGAGUCCAGUACCAGGUCUAUCACAAGUCAAGUCGUUUAAGAAAGGUCCAGUUUAGGUUUUUAGGCCAAUGUAGGUCAUUUGAGACAACUCCAAGUCACAGUCAAGUCUCAGGUCUACCACGACAAGUCUCAAGCCAAGUUUCAAGUCCUUGAAGACAAGUCCAAGUCUCAAGUCAUUGUAUUAAAAGCUACGUCUCAGGUCUACAUGUCGAAAAAAGCUAGUUGCACGUCAAGAUGCCAGUAUUUCCUGAAUAUUACAUGGCUUUUGAACAUUUUCCCUUUACACCAAAUUUUUUUUCAACAACAGAGAUAAUUAAAUAUUCAAUGUGUGUGGCGAAGCAAAGCCUGUCUAUUGUUGUCCCAUUUUUUAUAAGGUAAAAACCUGAAUGUUUUUGCUUUGAGGUUUUGUCUAAAAUUCGGAGGGGUGAAAUUUCAAGUACAUCAUCAAGUUUCAGAGCAGGCAAGUCCGAGUCAAGUUUCCUUUUUUUUUUUUUUACUUCAUUUUAUUUUAAAAUACUUUUCUGCAGAGAAAACAGCUGCCUGGAUUACCACGAAUUUAAAAUCUAUCAUUGCAUUUCUCAAUUCUGUGACACGCCUCAGGCUGGUAAAUGUUUCAAAUUAAAAGGAGAACAAUCAAAUACAUGGUCAAUCAUAAUUUAUUCUUAUGCUAAAAUGUACAGCAUUUUUAAGUAACUGACAAAAGGAGAAAAGUCAUAAAUACAAGAAUGUCAUUCUGUCCGAUUUUUGUGCACAUAGCCAGGUAUUUUCCCCCCUGUUCUUACCAGCAACUCUGUACAGGUACAAAGGCUACAAAAGAGCAAUAUAAACAAAAACACAAGUACAAGUUGCGUUUUACAUGCAAUCCAUUAGCUUAGUUUGGUCUAUUCACAGGCUCUAUUCUUCUACACUUCGGUAAAAUAUAAAUCCAACAUUUUAUAAAGAUAGAAAACAAAUCUACAGAUGGAAUGAAAACGUAGCUUUAAAGGCAUUAUGUAAAAUAUCAACUUUGGACUAAAUUUAUAUUUUCUUUAUUGUUAUUCAUCGUUAUAAUCAUUUAGUUCUUUUUAAAUUCUGCCACACUUCUGGACAUUUUGAAAUGUUUUAGAACUUUCAGGGUACAAACACUGAGAUAUGCUUUGUUAUUUUGACAGAAAUCAGUCUGCUUUAUUAAACAGAAAGCUGCCUCAAGGA
Larimichthys crocea (large yellow croaker) is the source of this 2457-nucleotide messenger RNA. It is a transcript of the gene dusp29, whose product is annotated as dual specificity phosphatase 29. Gene Ontology annotation, biological process: protein dephosphorylation; negative regulation of MAPK cascade. The transcript has 4 exons. Lineage: Eukaryota; Metazoa; Chordata; Actinopteri; Sciaenidae. Gene Ontology annotation, cellular component: cytoplasm. The record is from RefSeq and is a predicted model, not a curated record. Gene Ontology annotation, molecular function: MAP kinase phosphatase activity; protein tyrosine/serine/threonine phosphatase activity. The coding region runs from base 280 to 903 and encodes 207 amino acids.